Spirodela intermedia is the source of this 93-nucleotide messenger RNA. The record is from the annotation of a GenBank genome assembly. NCBI's taxonomy places the organism in Eukaryota, Viridiplantae, Streptophyta, Magnoliopsida, Alismatales, Araceae.
AUGCCACCGCCACGUCCGAUGAAGGGCCUCAUUACGUUUUCUAUAUAUCGUUUUAAAGCGUCCAUUUUUAUCAGAUUCUUUUGUAUUUUUUAA